AUGCCGGACGACCCGUCCGCUGCUAACUUCCCUGGUCCGCUGCAAGUGUCCGCGAACGCGUGCGGGCGGCCGUGCAAGGUGCCAAACCCGCCGAUCGUCAUCAACGUGGGGUUUGAGCGCGACAUUCUGCGCCGCGCCACGCUCCCAAACGACACGCUCGUCACCAUGCUGCUGUGGAGCAACAUACGCCUGACACGUGGACUCGUGUUCGGAGCCAACUUCUCCUGCACCAUCUUCAAUGCCACGCGUCCCGGCCAGCUCACCAUCUCCCUGCGUAACACCGCCACGCCAGUGUUGGAGCUGUUCAACACGCACAACAUACUCGUGAACGGCAUCAACUUCAACAUCCCCAUCACCGAUGCCGACCCCACCAUCUGCUCCUUCCCCAACAUCGACCAGGUGCGAGAUGUCUACAUCAGGCGCUACUCCUGCCCCGCCAUCUUCCUCUUCCGCGUCUUCGCUGUGCAAGUCACACAGGGCACCGUGUUCGGACGCAUUGACAUCAUGCGUGCGGCUUAUUCCCGAAUCGACAACAUGCGGGUCACCGUGAAUCCUGCCAACUGGCCGGCAGCCAUCCGUGUGUCGUACUCUGGGCAUGGCCCCACGCUGCAGCGGUCCAACGUGUGGAUCACAAACAACGAGCUGUUUUCCGGAGGCCAGGGGCGGCAGCAGGCGCAGCGGGCGCGCGUGGGAAUCAUGAUUCUGUGGGGCGGCGUGGGGGUGAACGUGAUGAAUAACCGCCUGCACGACUUCACCCUCGCCGGGAUCCAGAUGGGCCACGGCAUGAACAACGUGGGAGAUGCCAUGCUCACGAAAGUGGCUUACAAUGAGAUUCGGCAUGACUUUGGCGAGACGGGGGCAAACACGCGGCUGGACAACAGCGGGAUUUACUUUGACACGCACUGGGUGAACCCCGGGAACUACCUGCGGUGCAACUAUGUGUACCGCGGCGGGCACUGUCUGUACAUCGACUGGGUGUCCAGUGGAGUCAUUGCGGACGGGCUUGUGUGCGACCAGACGGCCGAUGGGCUCAAGCUAAACUCUGGGAAGAACAACAUGAUACUGGGCAUGGUGAUGAUCAACACGACGCAGUUCUCAGUGGGGUACAUCUCGUGCCAGAACAACCACCUCAACAACUGCGACAACUACGCCGGCCCCAACUGGAACCGCCUCCUCAAAACCUACUUCCAAACGCCUGAGAUCCGAUGGAAUUAUCCGUAUCUGACCAGCUUCUGUGGGAAGAACCGCAUCAAUGGCAUUGACUGCAACAAUGGCACAGAUGCUGCUCACAACCGUGCAGUCACCUCAGGCUGCAGCGGUCUGCCCACUGAAAACUACGCAGAGCUCGUCUCUGCUACCCCAUCAGGCGCUCCAAAAUACGUCAUUUACAUGCCCAACUGCACGCCAUUCCCCUCAGUGCCUGCUCUCAACCGCAUGAGUAACAAUUUCUUCUGCUGGGGUCGCUGCAUAUUCGGUCCGGACGUGCGGUCGCUCUUCAUAUCCAUCGCCCUUAUAUCCAUACCGGGGACGCUAUUCUGCAUAUUCGUUGGCGCUCAGUUCAUCAAUAAAGUCCCGGGUGGCAUCGCGAUACUAAUAGUCGGAAUAUGCCUCGUAGUGUGGGAUCUAUGCGUGCUCUUAUUCACCUCCAGCCGCGACCCGGGGAUAGUCCCGCGCAACACGCAGCCGCCCGAGCCCGACGGUGACGUGGAGGCGCCGCGGCCGUCAGGGGGCCGGCGGCUUCCGCGGACGAAGGACGUGGUGAUCAAGGGCAAGACGGUGAAGGUCAAAUACUGCGACACCUGCAUGUUGUACCGCCCGCCGCGGUGUUCGCACUGCAGCAUCUGCAACAACUGCGUGGAGAGAUUCGACCACCACUGCCCGUGGGUGGGCCAGUGCAUUGGCAAGCGCAACUACCGUUUCUUCUUCCUCUUUGUGUGCUCCACCACGGCGCUCUGCAUCUACGUCUUCUCACUCUCCGCCUACCUCAUCAAGGUGUUGAUGGACAAUGCAUACGAGCCGGGAGGUGAGACACGCACGGUGUGGCAGGCGCUGGGGCAGGCGCCCAUGGCAGCCGUGCUCAUGGCCUACACCUUCCUCGCCGUCUGGUUCGUGGGGGGACUGUCCGCCUUCCACCUCUACCUCAUGAGCACCAACCAGACGACAUAUGAGAACUUCCGGUACCGGUACGACAAGAAGGCGAACCCCAACAACCGCGGCAUCGUGCGCAACGUGUACGAGGCGCUGUGCUCGCCCAUCCCGCCCUCCCGCAACCACUUCCGCGCCGAAAUCCCCGACCCCGCCGCCCCCCAGCCCCCCGCCGCCCCCCUCGAUCCCCAACAGCCCGAGCUCUCCGCUGCCAUCCCCCCUGCGCGGCGCCACAGUAAAGGGUCUAGGCCUGGGUCUAGAGGGUCUUCUGGGGGUAGGUCUCCUGCGCAGCGUGGGGGGAAGUCGCCUGCGCAGAGGGAGUAUGAUUUAGUGGAGGUGACUAAAUUGAGGGAAGAUGAGGGCGGGCACAUGGCAGAUCAAAUCGUGGAGGCGGGUGGCGUGAUGCCGUCUGGUGCGGGUGUUGCUCGGUCCGGGUCGAGAGAUGGGUCAGGGCGGGAGGGUGGGGGGAGUGGGCGGAAAGGGAGGAAGAAGAAGUCGCAUAGUGGGAAGCUGAGGGAGAAAGGGGAGGGGCGGAAGGGGAAGCAUAGAGUUACAGGAGAGGGGGACGGGGUGGGGGAGGGAGUGGAGGGAAUGGUGGAAGCAGGGGAUGUCGUGGGAGGAGGAGUGGGCAUGGGGCAGGUGGCAGUGGAGAUGCAAGGGCAGGAGUACGUGCAGAGGAGAUACAGCCCCGUGCCUGACGUUCCUAGAGACGGGCUCUAG
This is a messenger RNA of Closterium sp. Yama58-4, 2865 nucleotides long. NCBI's taxonomy places the organism in Eukaryota, Viridiplantae, Streptophyta, Zygnematophyceae, Desmidiales, Closteriaceae. The record is from the annotation of a GenBank genome assembly.